Molecule: messenger RNA, 2465 nt
Organism: Cheilinus undulatus (humphead wrasse)
Lineage: Eukaryota; Metazoa; Chordata; Actinopteri; Labriformes; Labridae
Product: GTP-binding protein Rheb-like
Exons: 8
Coding region: 353-907 (184 amino acids)
Biological process (GO): small GTPase-mediated signal transduction
Cellular component (GO): plasma membrane
Molecular function (GO): GTP binding; GDP binding; GTPase activity
Source: RefSeq, a predicted model, not a curated record
CAAUGACAGUUUCCGUUAGUUUGACUUGCAAAUCGUAGUCGUGUUGAACAAGCGUUUUCCUCGCCAGUAAUUGCCCUGGAAACGACUUUAUCAUCAAGUCUCGCUAUCGAUCGAUAUCGCUUACAUUACACGAUACGUGAUAAGAGCACUUGUGAGUUAAGAACAAGUUGUACUUGUUGUACUUAAACUCUGAACUUCCAGCUCGAGGCCCAGUAGUGCUCGAGCGGCAGCUUCGAAAAGUUUGUUGUUGUCACGUGACGUGAGACGAAUGUCGCGUUAAAAGUUUGUUUAGGUAGUGAAAUUAAGCGGAGUUCUGUUUUAUCGACGCCUUUUGAACAUCAUUUUCGCCACAAUGCCCCAACCAAAACAUCGAAAGAUUGCUGUUAUGGGUUACAGGUCCGUAGGAAAGUCAUCUCUCACAAUACAGUUUGUGGAAGGACAGUUCGUCGACUCUUAUGACCCUACCAUUGAAAACACCUUUAACAAAAUGAUCAACGUGAAUGGUCAGGACUUUAGUCUUCAGUUGGUUGAUACAGCUGGACAGGAUGAGUACUCAAUUUUUCCACAAUCCCACACAAUGGACAUCCAUGGUUAUGUCCUUGUCUACUCAGUGACAUCUACAAAAAGUUUUGAAGUUGUGAAGGCUCUACAUGACAAGAUGCUGGACAUGGUUGGGAAGAGUCAGGUACCAACGGUUCUUGUAGGGAACAAAAAAGACCUCCACAUGGAAAGAGUCAUUCAGCCAGAGGAGGGAAAAAAACUUGCUGACAUCAUUGGUGCUGCAUUCAUGGAGUCCUCUGCCAAGGAGAAUGAAACUGCUGUGGAGGUUUUCAAGCGCAUCAUUUUGGAGAUGGAGAAAGCUGACGGAAAUGCUCCCCCAGUGGAUAAGAAGUGUGCUGUGAUGUAAGAGUGGAUCCCAGAUAUCAGUAUGCUCAGUUGCUGAAGACAGGAGGCACAACUUCACCGGCCAACAAAUCACAACCUUACCAAAACAAAGACACAGAAAGGAUUCUUUUUUUUCUGCCCCAGUGAUAGCAGACGGAUUUACAUAGCAUUUAACUGCCCAGACAGUCUGUAAACUAUCCUGUCUGAUGUAACCGCAGGGAGAAGUUUCUAAAACAAGAUUAUCUCUGUUGAAGACAAAGAAACACUGUCACCACAUUCUUUUAGUGUUUAACAGCUUCUAUUUCUAUGACUAGAGGAAAUCUCAACUUUCAGUUAAACCAGAAAAAAUGGACAUGAUAAUUAUUCAAUCCUUGUGAAUUGCAUCCCAUAUUUCCCUAAACUUUUAAAUGUAUUCUGAUGUUUGAGACACCAUUGACUUGUGUCUCAUAUCUGACUAGGUAGCUAUAGCUUAAUGUAUGGUGAGGGAUUGUUAACCUUUUCAAGGACUGGUAUUAUUUCAACAGGUCUAUUUUGACAGUGACACAGUCACAGUACACAUUGCUUUAAAUGUGGUGUAAAUUUGUCAGUAUUUCUCAUGAGGUUUCAUGCAUGAUAUCUCACUGCUGUUUCACUGAAGAUUUUAUCCACUCAUAUUCAGGUACUUUUCACCAAUGAACUCUGGAUGGUUUCUUCACAAUGGAAGAAUCUAAUGGUAUAGCUUCACAGCUUGUUUUAAGCUCUUCUGUGAGGCAAAUAACAUCCUUGUCUGGGCAGUGAUUUAAUUUGUCCAUAUUGGCUGUUAUAAAGAUGUUAUAAAAUGGACAACCCUCAAAUUUAGUAUAAAUAUAAAUAUAUGUUUGGUAUUUAACAGUUAUGGCCUUUUAUACGGUAUAAAUAGAAUGGUAGAAAUGGAUUUAAUAUUAUUGGUUAUAUGCUGAGUGGUACAUGCGUGCUCUCUCUUUAAUAUCUUAAGUAGCAUGGUUAGAAAUGCAUCAUAAUUAUGAUUAUGGUUAAGUUGCAAUUUUUAUGAAAUUGCAUUUUAACACUGCAUAAGACAAUUUAGGUGAAGGCCACAGAGUUAGCUCAUGGUUUUGUUUUUAUGGAUCAUGCAGGCUAAAUGAAAAUAGGCCAGGCUGGCACACUGCCUUUGAUAUUCUGGACUUGCAUGAUCACUAUCAAAUGCUGAAGGUCCCAGCUGACUUUAUUCUCAGCUCCUGUAGUCUUACAAAGACAUGACACAAAGUGGAUUUUCUUCCUAUUCCUGAUGUUCUACCUGUAGUAGGUAAUUGUAACUUUUUUUAUCAGGUGCUUUGCUGAACAGAUAGAUUUGUGGUUGUUCGCUGGUGGUUGAAAAGAGGCUGGUGUUGCUGUGUCUUGUGCCUUACAGUUCUUCAAACUCCCUCAUCUGCUUCCCUUCAUGACUCAAGGUGCUCUUCAAGGGUUUUUUCUCCUUCUGUUGACUUGAUACUUUGGUGCAGGUGAUGUUGUACACCUAAGCACCAUGACACCCUUGGGGGUCAAUGUUAAUUCAUAAAUCUUGCUGUAAACAGUUUUGUAUAUAAAUAAACCUGUUACUCAUU